AUGAAUAAGGCCAAUGCUGCGAAGCUGAUGUGCGAUAGGUGGUUUGACGAACUAGCAAAAUAUGGUGUAGGAAAAGAUAAUGUGUUCACAAAGAAGCUGUUGUCUCGACCGAAUAUGCCAAUUGGACAUUACACUCAGAUGGUGUGGCAGAACACCUACAAGCUCGGAUGUGCGAUAGAGUGGUGCGACGAUAUGACUUAUGGGGUUUGUCAGUACAGCCCAAGUGGAAACUACAUCGACCAACUAAUCUAUGAAAAAGGAGAGCCGUGCAAAAACUGCAAAUGCCCGAACUGCAAAUGCGACAAGAACGAGGGCCUCUGUAUCAUGCCAUAA
Molecule: messenger RNA, 333 nt
Organism: Cooperia oncophora
Lineage: Eukaryota; Metazoa; Nematoda; Chromadorea; Rhabditida; Trichostrongylidae
Source: the annotation of a GenBank genome assembly